GGUUUCUUUGUUGCUUUUUUCUUUAACAAAACUAAAAAUUAAAUGGCAAUAAUAACUUUUAACUUCUCCUGCAAACAGUAUCAUCUUUUAAACGCCGCCUCUAAUUUAAUUUGCCCUCUCUGUCUCUCUAACUUUGCAUAAAUCUCCCACUUUUCUUAUCCUUCUUCCCUCAACUCUCAACUCUCGACCAGCCAUUGCUUUCAAAGUUUGCAUCUACCACUGAACUACUUUCUGCCCACGCCGAAAGCCUACUGCACUACACUAAACUUGCCCAAUUUCUUCCUCACUCCACCUCUCUACAAUAAACAGAUCAAGUUCCAAACUUUCUUUCUCUACACAAAUUAUGGGGUUUACUAGAUUCUACUACUUUACUUCUCUAAUUUUUUCCAUUUCAGGUAUUCUGGUAAUGGUGGAUUCAAUUGGUAUAAAUUACGGACAGGUAGCGAAUAAUCUUCCAUCACCGGAUAAUGUAGUACCUCUAGUUAAAUCAAUCGGAGCUACUAAAGUAAAACUCUACGACGCAGAUCCAAGGGUGCUUCGUGCAUUUGCUAAUACUGGAGUAGAAUUCAUUGUCGGACUUGGAAAUGAGUACCUUUCCAAAAUGAGAGAUCCAGAUAAAGCUCAGGCUUGGGUUAAAUCAAAUGUUCAAGCCUACUUACCCGCUACCAAAAUCACCUGUAUCACUGUUGGCAACGAAGUUUUAACCUUUAACGACACUUCUCUUAGCGAUAACCUCCUUCCUGCAAUGCAAAGCGUGCACACUGCGCUUGUUAACUUAGGGCUUGAUAAACAGGUUAGUGUUACAACAGCUCAUUCUCUAGCCAUUCUAGAAACCUCUUAUCCUCCAUCUGCAGGUGCUUUUCGCCGAGAUCUUGCCCCCUGUGUUACUCCAAUUUUAAAUUUCCACGUCAAAACAGGAUCCCCUUUUUUGAUUAAUGCGUACCCUUAUUUUGCAUACAAAGCGAAUCCUAAGCAAGUGAGUUUAGAUUUUGUUCUCUUUCAAGCUAAUCAAGGUGUCGUAGAUCCAGUCUCCAAUCUGCACUAUGAUAACAUGUUGUUUGCUCAGAUCGACGCUGUUUACUCAGCUUUAUCGUCUUUAGGUUACAAGAAGUUACCGGUUCAUAUAUCGGAAACCGGUUGGCCAUCGAAAGGAGAUGGUGAUGAGGCAGGUGCUACUCCUGAUAAUGCUAAGAAAUACAAUGGAAAUCUGAUUAAGACUAUUUGUCAAAGGAAAGGAACUCCAAUGAGGCCAAGCACUGACUUGAAUAUUUAUGUGUUUGCUCUAUUUAAUGAGAAUAUGAAGCCUGGACCUACUUCUGAGAGAAAUUAUGGUUUAUUUAAACCUGAUGGAACCCCCGCUUAUUCACUUGGAAUUUCAUCAACCGAGGUCGUCGCUACUAAUACUACUAGUCCGAGUGUAACCGCCGGACCUCCACCAGCUGCGCCGGAGAGUUCUUCCACUGGCUACUUGUCCAUUUCUAGUGCAAAGGACACAUAUAAUGGCGUGAUUGGGCAUGCUUUGGUUGUUCUGGCGAUUAUCAUCUGCAAGGCCUUCACCUAAACCAAUCAACCGUUAUUGACCAACAAAAAAGAAAAAGAAAGGAAACAAUCAACCGUUGAAAGUAAUGGAAAGAGAGAAUAAGAGGCAGCUUCGGAGAUUGGGAAAGGUUAAGUUCUCUCCAGUUCUGUUCCUUUACUUGUGCGCUGCAAUUUGUGCAAAGCCAAAGCAUCCAUCUUUAGUUUAAGUUGACUGUCGGAAUGCGCCACCUUGCUGGGGUAUAAAUUCCCAAUGACCUCCAAAAUCUUCUUAAUUGGGCCCUUUGCUAAAACCCAUCUUUUUUGUUGAUAAUUGUUGCCUUUUGUGGGUAGGCCAGCCUUUUUUCUUUUUUUAUUUCAGGUUGAUUAAAGAUCGAGUUGGGAUCCUUUUUUUUUUUUCUUUUCUUUUCUUUUCAUCUUUUUAGCUGGCAAUUGGCCAUGAAUUAGUGACUUUGCAGGGGAUAUAUUCUAUUUUCGUAAUAAUUCUUUUAGGAUAUUGAUUUUGUUCAUGAAGAGAGAUCUGUAUCCUCUUUGAAUUUAUUGAAUUUAUUAAAUUAUUUA
Messenger RNA from Ricinus communis (castor bean), 2097 nucleotides. RefSeq names its product glucan endo-1,3-beta-glucosidase 11. NCBI's taxonomy places the organism in Eukaryota, Viridiplantae, Streptophyta, Magnoliopsida, Malpighiales, Euphorbiaceae. Gene Ontology annotation, cellular component: plasma membrane. Bases 344 to 1561 code for a protein of 405 amino acids. The transcript is spliced from 3 exons. The record is from RefSeq and is a predicted model, not a curated record. Gene Ontology annotation, biological process: carbohydrate metabolic process. Gene Ontology annotation, molecular function: hydrolase activity, hydrolyzing O-glycosyl compounds.